AUGAUUGAUAGUCCAGCUCUUUUACAGUAUCUUGAUGACGACGAUGAUGUAGAAUUUGAUGCACAUUUACAUAACACCGUGGCUCGAACAACUGCAGGUGGUAUUGAACUCUUAAUGAUUUACUUAGAAGCGGAGAUACGUCGAGUACGAUUAUUCCUCCGCAACUGCGGUCAACGGAUUCGUCGUUUCUGCAUUGAGUCAAUGCACGUGGAUUUCCGAAGAAUUGCCGAAUUAUUCGCAGCACUUUCAGAAUCGAGGUUCAAACGUGUUCCGAUGGAUGAGACAGUACUGAAUAAUGAUGAAGCUAUGAUACUCAACGAGGUUCCGUUACGAUCUCGGUGGAAGCCACCCAAGUAUACUUUUAAUGAUAUCGCGGUUGUUCUCACCACCGAUGAAGAAGUGGAAGAUGGUGUGAUUCAUGCCUACACAAUUCGAUCGCCGGCAUGGGAUAGUCUGCCCUCUCCGAUAUCAUCUCAGCAUGACAGUCAAUCGGAUCUGAGGGAUUUCCAG
This is a messenger RNA of Cooperia oncophora, 510 nucleotides long. The record is from the annotation of a GenBank genome assembly. NCBI's taxonomy places the organism in Eukaryota, Metazoa, Nematoda, Chromadorea, Rhabditida, Trichostrongylidae.